Molecule: messenger RNA, 2130 nt
Organism: Plasmodium malariae
Lineage: Eukaryota; Apicomplexa; Aconoidasida; Haemosporida; Plasmodiidae
Product: conserved Plasmodium protein, unknown function
Exons: 1
Coding region: 1-2130 (709 amino acids)
Biological process (GO): NLS-bearing protein import into nucleus
Cellular component (GO): nucleus
Molecular function (GO): nuclear import signal receptor activity
Source: RefSeq, a predicted model, not a curated record
AUGGAUAAUUCAAAUUUUAGUAAUUCGUCUUCUGUAAAUAUGUCGUACUUUUUAAACAAUGGCAAUAUGAACAUAGACAAAAAUAUUAAUAAUGCAAAUAUGAUUAACAAUGAUGGAAGUGGAAGUAAUAACUGUGUACCCUUUGUAAAUAACGGACAAAGCCAGAAUAACGAUAGUUUUAGUAAUAUAAAUAAAAAUGAAGCUUCCAUUGACAUAUUAGUUAAUCAGAUGGAAAGUUCCUUUUCCAUAAGUACAAACAUAAUAAAGAAUGUAAGUAAUUUGCUUGAGAGUACAAAAAUAGAGGAUAAAAUAAAAGGUAUUCGAUUAGUAUAUGCUUCAUUACAUUAUAAAUAUAGGAAUAACACAGAUUAUAAAAAGAACUUGUUAAAUAGAGGUUGUGUUAUGUUAAAUACACAAGAGAAAAAUGAUGGAGAUCAAUUAGAUACCGAAGGAAAUAAUGGUAAUAAUAAUAAUAAUACGAAUGAACAGCAUAAUAAUGAUAAUAAUAAUAGUAAUAAUAAUUACAAUAAUUUUUUCCCAAAUAAUUACCAUAGUGACAAUAUAGGAUUUUUUUCAAACAAAAAUGAUCCUAGGAAUGGAUUAAAUAAUAAUAGUAAUAACAAUGCUAAUAAUAGCAGUAGUAACAAUAGUAGUAGUAUGUUAAAUAAAUUUUCAGUAAAUAAUCAGAUAAAUUUAAAGGUAUUAAAUUCUAUGAUUUUUACAAAUUAUAAAAGUAUAUCUAAUGUGGACGAAUAUUUUGAUUUGUUAGAUAAAUGCUUAACAAGGGAAAAUGUUAUUGAUAUUAAUUUAAGUGACAUAUUUGAAAUGAAAAUAAUAAACAUCAUUAAAGCGUUACUGUACAAUUACAUAUUCCAUAAUGAUGAAAUUAUUGUAGAGGCAUUGACAUUAUUAAUUAUAAUUUUUGGUUGCUGUGGUUCAAACGAAAAAAUCAAACAGGAUGUAGUAGAUGAAUUAUACACAUGUGCUAUAUACAUGUUAAAAAAUAUCUGUCAAAAAUCCUGUGAAAAAGUGUACACACCUUUAAUUGUACAACUUAUCAUAGCAUUAUUUAGAACUAUACUAAUAUACGAUAUAGCAAAAUUAAAAAAUGAUUUGAUAGAUAAUAAAGGAAUAGUAGAAGUGUUAUUAAAAGCUGUAGAGAACAUUCCUAAUUUAAAUGGAGUUCGUGUAUGCUACACUUUGGUAGUAUAUGGUUUAAAAAUGUUUUAUGUUUCCACAUGUCAAAUAUAUGAAAAAUCAUUUUUAAGAGAACUUGAGGUAAUUACAAAUUAUUUAUCUACUUGUAUAAAAAUGAAUGACGAACGAGUUUUAUUUUUAACAAGUUCCACUUGUAUAACUAUUUGUGAAAAUCAAAUAGGAAUUGAUGUUUUACUCAAAACAGAUAUACUACAUAAUGCUGUAAUAUUAUGCGAGUCGUCUAAUCCUGAUUUAGCCUUCGAAGCUUUAUCAAUUAUAUCGAAAAUAGCCUAUGCUGCUAAUCAUCAGCAAAUUUGUAUACUCAUAUCAUGUAAUGUUAUAAAGGCUUUGAAAAAGAUUUUGAAUAAUACCAGAAUCAAACCAGGAGCUAGAGCAAGGGCAUGUAAUGCUUUAGGAAAUAUUGGUUGUGAAACUGCUUCAGAAGUAGAGUUGUUAAUAAAAAAUGAUGUAUUUCCUUUAUUAGUUGAUAUUUUUCAAACAGAUAAUGAUUUUAAUACCAAAAUUGAAGCAGCUUAUGCUGUUUGUGCAUGUUUGUCAAAAGCUAACCAAAAACAGGUUGGUUAUAUUAUUUCCUGUACGGCCACAACAAAUAGAUUAGGGCAAAAUAUAUGUAUGCAACUAAUUGCAGACAUGUUGGAAUUAGUUAGUGAAUCAGAUCCAAUGAAUAAUGGAAGUGUUAAAUUGUGUAAAAGUAUAUUAAGAGGUCUGGAAAACAUUUUAGAUAAAGGGGAUGAUGAAACAAGGGAUUUAUCUCUUUGGGAAAAUCCUUAUGUAUUUAUGUUUAAAGAAGUUCAAGGAGACAUUAAACUCUUACAAAUGCAGUUUUUCCCAGAAUAUUAUGUAGUUAACAAGACAUACGAUAUUUUGGCGAAAUAUUUCUCUUUGACGUCAACAUGGAACAACAGAAAAUGA